This is a messenger RNA of Cygnus olor (mute swan), 4956 nucleotides long. RefSeq names its product RHO family interacting cell polarization regulator 2 (gene RIPOR2). NCBI's taxonomy places the organism in Eukaryota, Metazoa, Chordata, Aves, Anseriformes, Anatidae. The coding region runs from base 139 to 3432 and encodes 1097 amino acids. The record is from RefSeq and is a predicted model, not a curated record. The transcript has 23 exons.
UUUUCAUUGGGGCAGAUGCGGAAGCUGUUACAACCACAACAUUUAGGAAACUGGUGAAAGGAAACAGUCUCUCAGUAGUGUAGGGGCUGGUUCAGGCACUCAGCUCUGGCUGCUGCCCCGAGCUGCAUCCUCGCCGCAAUGCAGCACGCCCAAGAAGACCCGACUGCACCCAGAGAAGAAGAUGAUGCCUUUGGAGAAGGAAUAUCCUCCCGGCUCCCAGAAAUCAUGUCAAUAGGAUCACAUUCAUUCUCUCCAGGAGGUCCUAAUGGGAUUAUCAGGAGCCAGUCCUUUGCUGGCUUCAGCGGGCUUCAAGAGAGACGCUCCAGGUGUAACUCUUUUAUUGAAAAUUCCUCUGCGCUCAAGAAGCCCCAAGCGAAGGUGAAGAAAAUGCAUAAUUUGGGCCACAAGAACAGCACCACCCCCAAGGAGCCCCAGCCCAAAAGGAUGGAAGAGGUCUACAGAGCCCUGAAGAAUGGCCUGGACGAGUAUCUGGAAGUUCACCAGACAGAGCUGGACAAGUUGACUGCUCAGUUAAAAGACAUGAGAAGAAACUCACGCCUGGGAGUCCUGUAUGAUUUAGAUAAGCAAAUCAAAGCAGUGGAGCGAUACAUGAGGAGGCUGGAGUUCCACAUCAGCAAGGUGGAUGAGCUUUAUGAAGCCUAUUGUAUCCAAAGACGUCUCUGCGACGGUGCAAGCAAGAUGAAGCAAGCCUUUGCAAUGUCACCUGCCAGCAAAGCAGCUCGAGAGAGUUUAACUGAAAUCAACAGGAGUUACAAGGAGUACACAGAGAACAUGUGUACCAUAGAAGCAGAGCUGGAAAACCUAUUGGGGGAGUUUUGCAUCAAGAUGAAAGGUCUGGCUGGCUUUGCUCGACUCUGCCCCGGGGAUCAGUAUGAGAUUUUCAUGCGUUACGGUCGCCAGCGAUGGAAACUGAAAGGCAAAAUAGAGGUGAACGGCAAGCAAAGCUGGGAUGGAGAAGAAAUGGUUUUCCUCCCUCUCAUUGUAGGACUGAUCUCCAUUAAGGUCACAGAAGUGAAAGGACUUGCUACUCACAUCCUAGUGGGAAGUGUUACCUGUGAAACAAAAGACCUGUUUGCAGCUCGACCUCAGGUGGUUGCAGUAGACAUUAAUGACCUUGGCACAAUAAAGCUGAACCUUGAAAUCACCUGGUACCCCUUCGAUGUAGAGGACUUGACCCCCUCCACAGGAAAUGUGAGCAAGGCAUCUGCUCUCCAGAGAAGAAUGUCCAUGUACAGCCAAGGCACUCCAGAAACGCCAACCUUCAAGGACCACUCAUUCUUUAAAUGGCUGCAUCCCCUGCAAGACAGGCCAAAGUUGGCAAUCUUAGAUGCUCUGCAAGACACUUUCUUUGACAAGCUUCGGCGCAGUCGCUCUUUUAGUGACCUGCCAUCGCUCAGGCUAAGCCCAAAGGCUGGGCUAGAGCUAUAUUCAAACUUGCCAGAUGAUGUCUUUGAAAAUGGCACGGCAACCACUGAGAAGCGGCCUCUUUCUUUCACUUUUGGCGACCUGCCUUAUGAAGACCACGUACCCCCUGCCAGCUCACCGGGGUCCUCUUCUGCUCACGUCAGCUCCAGCCCCGAUAUCGCCGCCACCCCCACCCAGCGCCGAGCUCUCAAGUCUUCCUCCAAGAGCUCAAGCCCGGACUGCAGCAGCAGUGACUCCUGUAGAGACUCUGUCCCUGAGCCUAAGGACCGGCCGUCCCAGGGAGAGGCAGCAGUGAUGGAGAACAAGUCCGUCCCCAGGGCGGCUUCUGAAGUUUGCCGAAAAACCUCCAACGCUGGGAGCGAUCAUGUCUUUAUAGAGACAAACGUCCCGGUGUCCCUCCUGCAGGAGACGGAUGAAGGUUCAGAGCUAAAGCCAGUGGAGCUGGAUACCUAUGAGGGCAACAUCACUAAGCAGCUGGUAAAAAGGCUCACGUCUGUAGAGGUGCCCAUGACCCUGGAGAGGCUGCCGUGUGAGGGAUCCAUUAGUGGGGAAUCAGAAGGAUACAAGUCUUAUCUGGAUGGAAGCAUUGAAGAAGCCUUGCAAGGGCUUCUCUUAGCUCUUGAGCCACAUAAAGAGCAGUAUAAAGAGUUUCAGGACCUGGAUCAGGAAGUGAUGCAUCUGGAUGACAUCCUAAAAUGCAAGCCAGCAGUAACCCGAAGCAGGUCCUCCAGUUUAAGUCUAACAGUUGAAAGUGCUUUAGAAAGCUUUGAUUUCCUGAACACCUCUGACUUUGAUGAUGAGGAUGGUGGUGGUGAGGAGGUUUGUAAUGGUGGAGGAGGUGCAGACUCAGUAUUUUCAGACACUGAGAUUGAGAAGAAUAGUUACAGGCCGGAGCACCCCGAAGCCAGGGGCCACCUCAGCGAAGCACUCACCGAGGACACGGGUGUCGGCACCAGCGUUGCCGGCAGCCCUCUGCCACUCACCACGGGGAGCGACAGCCUCGACAUUACCAUAGUUAAGCACCUGCAGUAUUGCACGCAGCUCAUCCAGCAAAUUGUGUUCUCCAGCAAAACACCAUUUGUGGCAAGAGACCUCCUGGAUAAGCUGUCUAGGCAGAUCCUCGUGAUGGAGAACAUUGCAGACAUCAGCACCGAGAACUUGGGAAACAUUACCUCCCUUACUGAUGCAAUCCCAGAGUUCCACAAGAAGCUGUCCCUGCUGGCUUUCUGGAUGAAAUGUACCGGUUCUUCAGGAGUGUAUCACACAUCUGCAGACAAGAUGAUGAAGCAGCUGGAUAUUAAUUUUGCCACCACUGUGAAUGAGGAAUGUCCAGGGCUUGCAGAAACAGUUUUCCGCAUCCUGGUGUCUCAGAUCCUGGACCUGACGGAGCCUGUCCUCUACUCCACCAUGUCCUCAGAGAUCAUCACCGUCUUUCAGUAUUACAACUAUUUUGCAAGCCACAGUGUUAAUGAUCUUGGAAGCUAUUUGCUGCAGCUUGCAAAAGAAGCCUCUGUGGUUCAGAUGCUGCAGUCCGUGAAGGAUGGAAAACUGCAUCAAAACGUGGCCAAAAUAAAUUCCAAUAACCUCCCACCACAGCAAGAAGUUCUGAGAGCUUUGGCUUUACUUCUCAAUGAAAAUAAAAACGAAGUCAGUGAGACUGUGGCGUCACUUUUGACAGCUACUGCAGAAAACAAGCACUUCAGGGAGAAGGCCUUGAUUUAUUACUGUGAAGCCCUAACCCAGCCCAACCUCCAGCUGCAGAAGGCAGCUUGUCUGGCUCUAAGAUACCUCAAGGCUACUGAGAGUAUUAAAAUGCUGGUCACGCUCUGCCAGUCUGACAAUGAAGACAUCAGAAAAGUUGCAUCUGAAACCCUGCUCUCACUUGGUGAAGAUGGGAGACUGGCAUACGAACAGCUGGACAAAUUCCCCCGGGAAUUUGUCAAAGUUGGAAGUCGACGUGGAACUGAAGCUACUACAGGUUUUUAGGUGGAAAAGAACCUGCCUAACUUUAACAGUCGUGAAAGUAGGAUGGAGCUGUAAUUAAGCAUGUGAAGUAGAAGGAAUACUUUGAAGAAUUCUGUGAGAAUGUCCCAAAAUGUAGCAAUUCACAUCUUUGAGGAAAAGCAAAAUCUAAAAUCCAGCUGAAGAGUUCCUAGUGGCUCCGCUUCGCAGCUUAUGAUGGAACAGUUGGAUGCUGAGGAACCAUACUUUCUUGACUGAUUUGUAGUAACGUAAUUGCAGUUAUUCAGCAAACUUCUGUGGGUUUUUAGAAUCUGGCAUCUUCAUAUAUUUUAUUGGGUAUUAUAUUUACUUUCUUGAAGUUGUUGUGAAAGCUUGAGACAUGAUAUAUAUCUGAAAUGGACUAGUAGGAGGCUACCUGCGCAGAACUACAAAGCAGCUUUCUCUGCAACUCCGAGCCAAGCGUAUACUGCCUCAUAGUGUCCACAGCAACACUCCAGUGGCCCACACCACUUUGCUGUCUCAGUCCUGAAAUACAGAGCAAGUUUUUUUAAGUUUUGCCUCCAGAAACAGUGUGAUGUAAACUCCUGAAGGUGUCACUUUAGUGACUCAUUCUAAAUGCCCCUACUGGUCUUUUAUUUCCUUUCUCUUGCCCUCCAGCAAUGAACCAUUAUUAAUCCAGAGAUUUGUGAGGGGGAUCAAACAACCACAUAGGUUUUGAAAAACUAAAUGAAAAGGUAAAAUGCAUUUAUUUAUUCCAAGAAGUAGUGAGUACAGCUAAUUGCACAAGUCCCCACAGCCAUUCUGUCCUGCAAGUUACAAGCGGGAUUGGAUUUCAUACACUCUAAUUAGUGGAGGAUAGCUUCUAUAGAGCGAUUUCAAUAUAAAGAACUGGAACAAACUAAAGUGGACCUUGGAGGCAGUAAUAAACAGUGUGAACUGAAUGCAUUUGCUCCCUUCACUGCAAGAAAGAAAGACAGUGCUUCAAGCUGUUAAUUAUAAGCCUUAAGAUAACAGAGGAGGUAAAUAGGAUUUAACAGAAGAGUGUUCCUGUACUGUGUUCAUUAUGCAUGAAAUGCUAUUUAGAUGUCAAUUAAAGUAUCCAAAUUUGCAUAGACUACAUAGAAAAGAUUGCAAACAAUUCACAUCAAAAGGAAGCCUUGUGCGCCAAACACGUUGGCAGGCAGAGUUUGUUUUGGGUUUUGUUGUUGUUGUUGUUGUUGUUUUUUAAACUGUGAAUGUUACAACAAUGUACAUAUCUGUAUAUUUAUAAAUAUAUAUAUUCUUCCUUUAAUUAAAAAAGUACAUUUUGUACAGUUCAAAAUGCUUGCUUGUUUACUGAGGGAUAUAGACUCUUUAUACAGAAGGUGAAAUAACCAUGUUCUGGGUUUUGUACCACACUUGUCCCAUCAGCUGAAUUCUUCCAAGGUGUUCUUUUGUACUGACUUUUUUUUUUUUUUUUGCCUUUAGUUUUGUGGCAUUUGUACUCACCUUAUUUCCUAUCACAUUUAAGUUAUAAUAAAGAUUAUUUUUUAAGUACUAAGCACAUCA